AUGGCGUCUUUCCACCCCAACCUCCAUUCUGUUACGUCAUCGCAACAAUCCAAUCACAAGAAGCGCCGCAAACACCACGCUUCCCUCGCUUCCGCUCCCUCUCCAUGGACUUCCCAAACCGAACACCGCAUCUACGCCACUAACCUCCUCCACGCUCUCCGCCGUAACAGCCCUGCCGCUGCCAGCGAUGUCCGCGCAGCCGCCGACCGUGCCCUCGCCGCCACGGCCAAAGGCCGAACUCGCUGGAGCCGCGCGAUUCUCGCAAAUCCGUUUGGCCGGUGGAAGAGGAGGCACCACAUGAAGGCCAGGAAGUCCCGCGCUGGAUUGAUGAAGAAGAGGACGCCGGAGAUUCGGAGAACGGCCCCGCCGCUGCAGAAGAAAGCGCGCUCUCUCGGACGGUUAAUCCCCGGUUGCCGGAAGGUGUCGUUCCCGAAGCUUCUAGAAGAAGCCGGUGAUUAUAUCUCUGCCUUGGAGAUGCAAGUGCGAGCCAUGACGGCUCUCGCCGACCUUCUCGCCGGCGGUCCGUCGUCCCCCGCUCCUCUCCGUUUGAGUUGA
This is a messenger RNA of Vigna angularis (adzuki bean), 555 nucleotides long. Its product is annotated as transcription factor bHLH149. Gene Ontology annotation, biological process: regulation of DNA-templated transcription. The transcript has a single exon. The record is from RefSeq and is a predicted model, not a curated record. Bases 1 to 555 code for a protein of 184 amino acids. Lineage: Eukaryota; Viridiplantae; Streptophyta; Magnoliopsida; Fabales; Fabaceae.